AUGUAUUCUAUUCCAAGUUUCUACGAAGUGGGGAACUGUUCAGAUUUUCUUCAGACAGAAAUGUCGAAUCUUGAAAAUCAAAACCUUAGUCCAAGAUCCAUGGCUGAAGCAAAAGCAGCUGCAGCAAACAAUAGCCACAAAGAAGCCGAAAGGAGAAGAAGAAAGCGAAUCAAUGCCCAUAUUGCCACCCUCAAAACUAUUCUUCCCAACACAAUCAAAACAGACAAGGCUUCAUUAUUAGCAGAAGCAGUGAGGCGUGUGAGGGAGUUAAAGAAGACAACUGCAGAAUUGGCAGCCAUUGAAGAAGAAGACACAGAUCAUGACAUCACCAACACAAAAUCGAAAUGCAUUUUCCCAAGUGAGACAGAUGAACUCAAAGUAAGUUACUGCGAUGACAAUUCGGGCCUGAUAAAGGCGAGUAUAUGCUGUGAGGACAGGCCCGAAAUCAUACUGGAGCUAAUCCAAGCCCUCAAAUCAGUAAAAGGGAAGGUAAUGAAGGCUGAAAUGGCAACAGUUGGAGGGAGAAUAAAAAGCAUUUUGUGGGUACAAAUUUUAGGGAGUGUUGGCAAUGAAGAUAGUUUGGGGACACUGAAGAAAGCUCUGAAAGUGGUCAUGGACAAGUCCACUUUGUUGGCUGGUUCGGGCCAGGCUUUGCCGGGAAACAAACGACCCCGUUACUAUCACUUCUGA
Molecule: messenger RNA, 690 nt
Organism: Fraxinus pennsylvanica
Lineage: Eukaryota; Viridiplantae; Streptophyta; Magnoliopsida; Lamiales; Oleaceae
Source: the annotation of a GenBank genome assembly